Messenger RNA from Blepharisma stoltei, 1884 nucleotides. Lineage: Eukaryota; Ciliophora; Heterotrichea; Heterotrichida; Blepharismidae. The record is from the annotation of a GenBank genome assembly.
AUGAGUAGCUAUGCUAUCGACGUGACUAAUAGCCGAGUCAAAGAAAUCAUGGAAGAACUUGGAAUAGAAGAAAAUGAACUUCUAAACAAGUAACUACCAAAUAGGACUCUAGAAGAUUUUGCCGAUGCAAGAGUAACCUCCGAAGUUCAGCAGCUUCGAUUUGAAUAUUACAGCAAAAAACUCAAAGAGACAGUCAAGCGCAUUCGCGACGUCUUAAAAGACAGAACUAUGACAAUAAUCAAGCAAAAUAGUCUACCUGAUUUGCCUCAAACCUACAAUAGUGUUUCACUAUCCACCGAAAGAGUAACUCCAAGACUUCAAGAUAUUGCAAAAGCUGAAGAAGAACGCCUUAACAAGCUCAAAGAAAUGCAAAAGCAGAAGCUAAUCAAUACCUUGGCAUGGCUUGAAAAAGUUGACGAAGCUGAAAAAAGCUUCACAAGCCCCAAAAGUGCUUCAUCGCCUAGACUAAGCCCAGGCCCUUCUACUACAAAAAGUCUAAAAUAUAAAGCAAAAAUCGAAUCUUUUAAAAAAAUCCAGCAAGAAAAAUUCAAAGAAAAGAGAAAAGAGCAGGCAGAAAAACAAAAAAAUCUGUAUAACAAAAUCAUCAUGGACAUGAAAUUCCACAGUGAAAGAGAAAAAUUAAUUGAGCAGCAGAAAAAAGAAAUAGCAAAAGAAAAAGAUGAAGCGUUGAAAAGAAAGCAAGAAGAAAUCAAAGCUAUAAAGGAAGGGGAAGAAAUAUUAAAUGAGCAUAUAAUUCAGGAGCAGCUUGAUUCUUUGCAAUCAAGAAUUAUGAAGUCAGAAGAAAAGUAUGCCACUGAAAGACAAAAUAAAUUAUCCAAAACACUUGGACUGAGAAAAUUUUGGGAUCAUGUGCUCGGAAAUCUUGACAGGCUAAAGCAAACCCAUGAAGUUGAAGAUGUGCUAAAAUUAAUUGCAAAGCAGGAAAAAGUAAAAAAGAGAAGAGAGCAAAUAAGGCAAAAGCUGGAAGAAGAAGUGAACAUAAGAAGGGAAAAAAUGGAAAAAAGAAAAAAUGCAGCUCAUACCAAAGUAGCCAAUGAUGAAAAAGAGCUGUAUAAGAAAGUCCACUAUUUGGAAAAAAGGCUGACUACGUCCCAAAAGAACUUAGAAUCCAAGCAAGAAGAGUGGAAAAAAGAAGUAAUGCUAAGAAAAGAACUUCAAAGACUCAAAGAGCUUGAUGGAGUUACCAAAGUUGAAAGAGCCAAUAGGAGAUUGGUAACUCCCCCCCCUCCGUGAGUGAACAAAAAAAUUUUGUUCACUCACGGAGGGGGGUUAAUUUUUUUUUUUUAAAAAAAUUUAUAUUUAAAUUUUAUAAAAAAAUAUUGUUUUUUCGAAAUUUAAAAAAAUCCUGAUUCGCAAAAAUUGGAAAGCAAAUAUUAAUUUAAUUUAUAAAAUUUAUCUUUUAAAAAUGCAAUUCGUUUAAAAUUAAAUAGAAUUAGCUCGAGAUUUCAUUAUACUAAUUAUCAUUUAUAUAUCAAUUUUUUUUUCCCAGAAACAAUUUUUCUAUUAAAAAAAUUUUUGUUCACUCACGGAGGGUGGUUUUUUGGCAAAAAAUAGGGAUUUUUUCUAAUGGUUUUGUUCACUCACGGAGGGGGGGGAGUAAGCAAUAUUUAGAAAGCUAAAAAACUGCAAAUGCUUGAAAAGCAGCUAAUGACAAGCCAAAGAAUUGAUGCAUUGAAGUCUGAAAGAGAAAUGGUUUUGUCCAAGAAAAGGGAGGCUGCGACGAAAGAAAUGAUACAAAGAGAAAAAAUGAAAGAAAUUUUUGCGAUUGUUUGCAGAUCACCAAAAUCAAAAACUGCCCAAGAGCAGCUAAGGAUGCUUGAUAUUUUGAAAAAGCCUUCUUCAGAAGGUGAAGAAGAAUCAUAA